AUGUCCCCCUGGUUCACCUGGCUGACACAGGCCAUUCCCCUGCUACUGCCCUGGCUGGUCAGGGUUGGGGUAGGGAUGGCUCAGGCAACUGUGUGUUCACGGCGGGACCAUUCGGUCGGUCUGGAUGACCUUGGUCUAUCCCAGGAAGGUGAUGUGGUGAUCGGGGCUGUCUUCCCUAUCCAUAACCUCCCCCCUGCUCCAGACCUGAGCUUCAGCCAACACCCUAACCUGCAGUCCUGUGUCAAUUUCCAGGAGGAACCGUUGAGAUGGAUGCAUGCACUGGUGUUUGCAGUGGAUGAGAUUAACCGUAACCCCUUCCUGCUGCCGGGAGUCCGGCUGGGCUACCGUGUCCUGGACAGCUGUGCAUGGCCAUCAAGCGACUCCCACGUUCCUCUGGUCAUUGGUGAUGCAUCGUCCACUCAGGCCAUCGUCCUGGCCAGGACCCUGGGGCCCCUCUCUGUGCCUGUGAUCAGUUACCAGGCCAGCUGUGGCUGUCUCAGUGACAGACAGGAGUUCCCUAACUUCUUCAGGACCAUCCCCAGUGAUGUCUACCAAGCCCUCACCAUGGCCCGGCUCACCUGGCUCUUGGGAUGGACCUGGGUCGGGGCUAUCGCUGCAGACAAUGACUACGGUCGUCAGGCCGUGUUUGAGGCGGCGGUUCGGGGGACGGGGGUGUGCCUGGCGUUCUUUGAGACCCUCAACCGGGCGAACCUGGUGAGGGAUGUGGAGCGAGCAGCAGACACGGUCCAGGCCUCGACAGCGCGGGUCAUCCUAGUCUUCCUCUGGUACACUGACAUAGGGGCGUUACUCCUGGAGCUGGGGAGGAGAAACGUGACGGACAGGCAGUUCCUGGCCAGUGAGGCAUGGAGCACCAGCGGACAACUGCUACGGAACCCCGCCCUCUUUAACGUCGCUCGGGGCGUCGUGGGUGUGGCUAUCCGUAGUGCACCUAUGCCUGGCUUUGAAGCCCACCUUCGAAGUCUCCACCCCUCUCGUCGCCCCAGAGACGUCCUGUUGAAGGAACUCUGGGAAACGGAGUUUGGGUGUAGCCCUGGAGUAGCACAUGGACACGACACGUCUCUGCUCCCCUCUCCCCUUCCUCCAACCCCCUCGGAGUCACUACCACAUCCCCCUCCUCCCACCUCCAGUACCUCCCGUUUACGCCUGGCCUCCUGCAGUGGGGCAGAGACUCUGGAGAUGGUGCAGAGCCCUUUCACAGACACCUCUCAGCUGAGAAUAACCUAUAAUGUGUAUCUGGCUGUGUAUGCUGCAGCCCACGCCCUCCACAGCCUGCUGUCCUGCCCCCAGAGAGACAGCCCUUCCUGGGGUAACAGCUUCACCUGCUCCCCUCCUUACAAGAUCAGCCCAGCAGAGCUGUUGCAGCACCUGAACCAGGUUAACUUCACCACUCCACUUGGGGAGCCGUUUUACUUCCAGGGCGCGGAUGUCCCUGCUGUCUACGACCUUGUGAACUGGCAGGCCACGCCACAGGGGUUGCUCAAACUUGUCACGAUUGGCCGAGUAGAAGGGUCCAAUAUCCUCAUCGACCAAUCAGCCAUCCAGUGGAACGCAGGAUCUAAUAUGGUGCCUGUGUCAGUGUGCAGUGACAGCUGUUCCCCAGGCACCCGUGUAGCCAGGAAGAAAGGGGAGCCUGUCUGCUGCUUCGACUGCAUCUCCUGUGCUGAGGGAGAGGUCAGCAACACCACAGGCUCUCUACAAUGUGACCGCUGUCCUCUGGAGUUCUGGUCCAACGGCAAUCGGACGGCCUGCAUCCCUCGUCAGCUCGAGUUCCUCUCCUUCAACGACACCAUGGGCGUCACUCUGACCACUGUUGCCGUGUGCGGCGCUGUGGCAACGGCGGCUGUGUUUAUGCUCUUUGUGUACCACCGCCACACUCCUCUGGUGCGGGCCAACAACUCAGAGCUGAGUUUCCUGCUUCUCCUGUCACUCAAGCUCUGCUUCCUGUGUUCGUUGGUGUUCAUUGGGCGUCCCUCGGUGUGGGCGUGUCAGAUCCGCCAGGCGGCGUUUGGGGUCAUCUUUGUGCUCUGUCUCUCCUGCCUCCUUGUCAAGACCAUCGUGGUUCUGGCUGCGUUCCGCUCAGCCAGGCCCGGUGCUGGGCAGCUGAUGAGGUGGUUUGGACCUGUGCAGCAGAGAGGGAGUGUCUUCCUCUUUACCAGUGUUCAGGUGAUCAUCUGCGCCGUGUGGUUGUCGAUAUGUCCUCCCCUGCCUUACCGUGACCUAGGCCUCAAGGGGUCUAAGGUCAUUCUGGAAUGUGAGAUGGGCUCUGUGGCCGGCUUCUCUCUGGUGCUGGGCUACAUCGGCUUGCUGGCCUCUCUCUGUCUCCUCUUAGCCUUCCUGGCCAGGAAACUCCCUGACAACUUCAACGAGGCCAAGUUUAUCACCUUCAGCAUGCUGAUCUUCUGUGCUGUAUGGAUCUCCUUCGUCCCUGCCUACAUCAGCUCUCCUGGGAAGUACGCAGAUGCGGUGGAGAUAUUCGCCAUCUUAGCAUCCAGCUUUGGGCUGCUGUUCUGUCUGUUUGCUCCAAAGUGUUUCAUCAUCCUCCUGAGACCAGAGAGAAACACCAAGAAACACAUGAUGGACAAAUAGAAACCACCAAGAAACACAUGAUGUCCAAUUAGAAACCACC
Oncorhynchus tshawytscha (Chinook salmon) is the source of this 2647-nucleotide messenger RNA. Its product is annotated as extracellular calcium-sensing receptor. Bases 1 to 2607 code for a protein of 868 amino acids. Gene Ontology annotation, biological process: G protein-coupled receptor signaling pathway. Lineage: Eukaryota; Metazoa; Chordata; Actinopteri; Salmoniformes; Salmonidae. The record is from RefSeq and is a predicted model, not a curated record. Gene Ontology annotation, cellular component: membrane. The transcript has 10 exons. Gene Ontology annotation, molecular function: G protein-coupled receptor activity.